Molecule: messenger RNA, 267 nt
Organism: Bacidia gigantensis
Lineage: Eukaryota; Fungi; Ascomycota; Lecanoromycetes; Lecanorales; Ramalinaceae
Gene: RPS21
Product: 40S ribosomal protein S21
Exons: 2
Coding region: 1-267 (88 amino acids)
Biological process (GO): endonucleolytic cleavage in ITS1 to separate SSU-rRNA from 5.8S rRNA and LSU-rRNA from tricistronic rRNA transcript (SSU-rRNA, 5.8S rRNA, LSU-rRNA); translation; endonucleolytic cleavage to generate mature 3'-end of SSU-rRNA from (SSU-rRNA, 5.8S rRNA, LSU-rRNA)
Cellular component (GO): cytosolic small ribosomal subunit; ribosome
Molecular function (GO): structural constituent of ribosome
Source: RefSeq, a predicted model, not a curated record
AUGGAAAACGAAAAAGGCGAGCUCGUAGAUCUCUACGUCCCCCGCAAAUGCUCUGCUACAGGCCGCAUAAUAAAAGCCAAAGAUCACGCCUCCGUCCAGAUAUCCGUCGGAAAAGUCGAUGAGAAUGGAAGAUAUACCGGGGAGAAUCAGGUGUAUGCGCUGUGCGGGUUCGUGAGGUCGAUGGGAGAGGGAGACGACAGUCUGAAUAGGCUCACGCAAAGGGAUGGGUUAUUGAAGAAUGUGUGGAGUGGGAGUCGGCAGAGGUAG